GUUGUAAAUUGACGUAUAUAAUAAGCUCGCUACUUUUCUUUUUGUUUGAAUCUUGGCAAAAAAAGAAAAGACACCAAACGCGAGGCGGUUCGGAAGCUCUGUCCUUUGCCAUUAUUCCCGUAUCGGUGUCCCAGUUUUUAUCUAAAGGACAAUCCAGACUGACACCCAUCCGCUGAACGAGUUAAACUAUGCAUAUUGUGGCUGGCACACCGAAGCAACUGAAAGUGAAAUAGCUAGCUAACUUAGCUGCGGUGAUGGAGGAGUUGAGCGCAGAUGAGAUUCGCAGACGGCGACUGGCACGACUGGCAGGAGGACAGACAUCACAGCCCAGCACCCCUCUUAGCACACCCCUCACGUCCCCACAGAGAGAGACUCCACCUGGACCCCUCCCUGGACCCUCAGGUGUUUCACUCCAACCUGUACCUUCUGCUUCUCAAUCAUUGGGGCUCAAUGUCCACAUUGGUACCCCUGCCACUUCCCCUAUGGGCACCUCCGGGGUGGCAUAUGGAAGUCAGAGCAGUGAAGGCGUGAGCUCCCUCUCCAGCUCCCCGUCCAACAGCCUCGAGACACAGUCCCAGAAUUUGUCUCGAUCACAGAGCAUGGACAUUGACCCUUCCUCUUGUGAAAAGAGCAUGUCCCAGGUGGAUGUAGACUCAGGGAUUGAGAACAUGGAGGUGGAAGAGAGUGACCGCAGAGAGAAAAGAAACUUGACUGAAAAGGAAUCCUCUGCAAACUCUGAUGUCUCAGAAGAGCAGGCUCUGCAUCUUAUUUGUAAGAUCCUCCGCGUAUCGUGGAAGGAGCAGGACAGAGAUGUUAUCUUCCUCCCGUCGCUGGCUGUAGGGUUUCAGCAGAGCCCUAAAGAUGUGUACUCUGACUUUAAAGACCUCAUCAGCCAGAUUCUAUUGGAAGUCCUAAUGAUGUCAUCCCAGUCAAAUAUCCACAACCCUUUCGCCAGCUUAACCGCCACGUCACAGCCAAUUGCAGCAGCGAAAUCCCCUGAUCAUCGUCUGAYGCUGGUGCAACCCCCUAACCAAGCUGACAGUCCCAUGGGUCCCAGUGCUGGGUCCUUUGGUGCCAGCUCUCUGUCCAGUCUAUAUGGGUGUGGUAGUCCUCAUCCAAUGGCUUUGGAUGCAACCAGCAGGACUUGCUCAUCUCUCUCCACCCCAACUACAUCCGCUGUUCCUUCUACGCCUUCUACUCCACAGUUUAUUGUUCCCCCCAGCCCACCUGCUUCUGCCACUCUGAGGCACUCCCUGAACCCACCCUCUGCCCCCAUGCCCAUCUCCCAGCGGUAUCGGCCAUACUCUGUCACCAGUUCCUGGGGAGCGUCUUCCCCAGUGAGUCCAGGUCACAGAGGAUUUAGUUUCCCUGGACCUCCUCCCAGCCUAACUGGGCCCUCUGUUCCUCCCAACACCCCUGUUCCUGCGACCCCUCUUAGUCCCCAAAUCCUCUCCUUGAGCUCGCCAAGCCCUCUCAACCAGUCCUCCUCUACAGCCCCUUUUGUGGUGCCGCCUUCUCCCAGAAUGAAUGCUCGACAGGCUGCCUUUGCUACCAGGAUUCCGUCAUCUAGUCCCUUGUCGUUCCUGUUUUUUGCACUUUCUGAUGUGUCUCAAGACAGCAAUGAUGAAGAUUCAGAGGAGGAGGAGGAGGAGGAUUUUGCACAGGUUCAGUUUGGGUCCAGUCUUGGUGCGUGUGGAGGGGGAAUGUCAAGUGAUUCAGCCAGUGAUCGCUUCACAAUUGAAGCGUGCAAAGAGACAGAGAUGCUGAACUACCUCAUUGAGCGUUUUGACUGUGUUGGCAUGGAGGAGAGGAAAGCUCCCAAGAUGUGCAGCCAACCAAAUGUCAGCCAGCUUCUCAGUAACAUUCGCUCUCAGUGUAUCUCUCAUGUUGCCCUGGUCCUGCAGGGGACCCUGACCCAGCCUCGAAGCCCCUUACAACCAUCUCUGCUGGUACCUUAUAUGCUGUGUCGGAACCUUCCAUUUGGCUUUAUUCAGGAGCUGGUGCGUAUUACCCAUCAGGAGGAGGAAGUGUUCAGACAGAUYUUCAUUCCCAUCCUCCAUGGGCUGGCCCUUGCUGUGAAAGAAUGUUCAUUUGACAGUGACAACUUUAAAUAUCCGCUCAUGGCAUUAGCGGAGCUUUGUGAAAUUAAGUUUGGAAAGACUCACCCUGUGUGCAACUUGAUAACAUCGCUGCCUCUAUGGUGUCCUAAACCUCUGAGCCUUGGUUGUGGUAGAGAGAUCCAGAGACUGUCCUAUCUCGGAGCGCCCUUUAGUCUUUCUGUAUUCGCUGAGGAUGAUACCAGAGUAGGAGACAAGUAUUUCUCUGGCCCAGCCAUCACCAUGGAGAACACACGAGUUGUCAGCCAGUCAUUGCAGCACUACCUGGAGUCAGCAAGGGGUGACCUGUUCAAAGUUCUCCACAAUAUUUUGCUGAAUGGAGAAACACGCGAGUUAGCUCUUAAUUACAUGGCAGCUCUAGUCAACUACAAUGUGAAGAAAGCUCAGAUGCAGACUGAUGACAAGUUGGUGUCAACAGAUGGCUUCAUGCUCAACUUCUUAUGGGUGCUGCAACAGCUGAGCAUGAAGAUCAAGCUGGAGACGGUGGACCCCUUCUACAUUUUCCAUCCACGGUGUCGCCUUGUUGUCAAUCUGGAAGAAACGCGACUGAAAGCCACCAUGGAGGAGCUCAAAGUCUGGAUGACUGAGCUGCAUGAAGAUCCAUCAAAGUUUUCAGAACCCAAGUUCCCCACCGAGUGUUUCUUCUUCACACUUCACACCCACCAUUUGUCCAUUCUGCCAAGCUGCCGGCGCUACAUCCGCAGAUUGCGUGCCAUUCGAGAACUCAACAGGACUGUAGAGGAGCUCAAAAACAGCGAGAGCCAAUGGAAAGACUCUCCCCUGGCUAGUCGACACAGAGAAAUGCUCAAACGAUGCAAAACCCAGCUGAAGAAACUGGUGCGAGCCAAAGCUUGCGCUGACGUGGGCCUUCUGGAUGAGAACCUGCUCCGCAGAUGUCUGCAGUUUUACAGCACAGUCAUUCAGCUCAUUCUUCGCAUGGUGGACCCUGCCUACCCCAACAUUGUGCUGCCAUUAAACCCAGAGAUUCCCAAAAGCUUUGCCGCUCUGCCCGAGUUUUACGUUGAAGAUGUGGCAGAGUUUCUGCUUUUUGUUGUGCAGUACUCACCCCAGGUUUUAUACGAGCCAUGUGUCCAGGACGUCGUCGCCUUCUUGGUGGUGUUCAUCUGCAGUCAGAACUACAUCAGGAACCCAUACCUCAUCGCCAAGUUGGUGGAGGUGCUGUUUGUCACCAACCCAGCCGUACAGCCUCGUACUCAGCGAUUCUCUGAAAUGAUGGAGAACCACCCAUUGUCUAUCAAACACCUGGUCCCUGCUCUCAUGAAGUUUUACACUGAUGUCGAGCAUACUGGUGCUACCAGUGAGUUCUAUGAUAAGUUCACUAUACGGUACCAUAUCAGCACCAUCUUCAAGAGUCUCUGGCAGAAUAUUGCCCACCAUGGCACCUUUAUGGAGGAGUUCAACUCUGGCAAGCAGUUUGUGCGCUACAUCAACAUGCUGAUUAAUGACACCACCUUCUUGCUGGAUGAGAGCCUUGAUUCCCUGAAGCGUAUUCAUGAAGUUCAAGAAGAGAUGAAGAACAAGGAGCACUGGGAUCAGCUGCCCAGGGAGCAGCAGCAGAGCCGGCAGUCCCAGCUGACUCAGGAUGAGCGAGUGUCUCGCUCCUAUCUAGCUCUGGCCACAGAAACGGUUGAAAUGUUCCACAUUCUCACCAAGCAGGUUCAGAARCCUUUCCUCAGGCCUGAGCUGGGGCCUCGUUUAGCUGCCAUGUUGAACUUUAACCUUCAGCAGCUCUGUGGGCCCAAGUGUCGGGACCUGAAGGUGGAGAACCCUGAGAAGUACGGCUUCGAGCCCAAGAAGCUGUUAGACCAGCUGACUGACAUCUACCUUCAGCUAGACUGUGCUCGCUUUGCUAAAGCUAUUGCAGAUGAUCAGCGAUCAUACAGCCGUGAACUGUUCGAGGAGGUGAUCUCAAAGAUGAGGAAGGCUGGUAUUAAGUCCUCUAUUGCCAUUGAGAAAUUCAAGCUGCUAUCAGAGAAGGUGGAGGAAAUAGUUGCUAAGAACUCCCAGUCUGAAAUGGACUACAGCGAUGCACCUGAUGAGUUUAAAGACCCUCUGAUGGACACCCUGAUGACCGACCCUGUGAUGCUGCCUUCGGGGAACAUCAUGGACAGAUCCAUCAUUUUGCGCCACCUGCUCAACUCCCCCACUGACCCCUUCAACAGGCAGCCACUCACAGAGAGCAUGCUGGAGCCAGUGCCUGAAUUAAAGGAGAGAAUCCAUGCCUGGAUGAGAGAGAAGCAGGGAGGACGACUUGUCUGAGGACUAACGUCAGUCAUGAAGCGAUCUGUCUAAAUUUCCCGCAUUCAAUGUCACAGCUACCAAUGAGAACAACUUUUUGAAACGGGGAAGUGGGGAGACGACUUGAUUGGAUUUUUAUUCGCAUUUAYCCUUUUUGUCUCAAACCAUUAUCAUGGUUCUAAAAGUGAAGCAUAAUAAAGUAAAGACUUUUAAGUUUUC
This is a messenger RNA of Austrofundulus limnaeus, 4595 nucleotides long. RefSeq names its product ubiquitination factor E4B, UFD2 homolog (S. cerevisiae) (gene ube4b). The transcript is spliced from 29 exons. Gene Ontology annotation, biological process: protein polyubiquitination; ubiquitin-dependent protein catabolic process; ERAD pathway. The coding region runs from base 255 to 4397 and encodes 1380 amino acids. The record is from RefSeq and is a predicted model, not a curated record. Gene Ontology annotation, molecular function: ubiquitin-ubiquitin ligase activity. NCBI's taxonomy places the organism in Eukaryota, Metazoa, Chordata, Actinopteri, Cyprinodontiformes, Rivulidae. Gene Ontology annotation, cellular component: nucleus; cytoplasm; ubiquitin ligase complex.